AUGUCUGGAGCAUCACUGUUCGAGCAGCCUGACAGCCCGACUGAUCUGCCGAGCUACGAGUACUCUGUCGCGCGGCCGGAGAAGACGAGUCUGCGGCGGAGGGAGAUCGUGGAUGAGGACGGCUGGCUGAUCUACGAUGCGGGUGCUUUCGAGCAGGCUGCUAAUGAGGCCUCUUCUUCCGCUGGCAGACAGAGCACGCAGUUGAGGCCGCGGCCGAGCAUGAUGAAGCGACCGCCACAGAGGACGCAGCUGGGGCGACUGAUGGUGGUGAAUGGACGGGAAUCGCCAGAGGACGAGCCGCCGCCGUUCACGCCGACCACCGUGCCCGCCUACCACCCGCACUUCAACUCCCGGCCAGCCUCUCCCCUGCACUCCCCGCCAGCCCACGCAACGAUGACCCGCUUCGGAACGCCACCUCCGCGCCCAUCCACCGCCGCGCUUCCCUCGACCCAACCGAACUCUCCGGCCGCAUACGCUUCUCCUCGGGCGCACACAAUCCAGCCUCCUGUGCGCUCUAUACCGCUUCAGGACCGUCCUGCGCCCUCACAUGCUGCGCGCGGUCCGGCGUCCUUUGGCCUAUCGCAUACGUCUUUCAAUCCGAAUCUGGCCUAUGCUUCUUCGAACGGGUCUGGAUCGGCGUCUGCUGGUGCCGCUUCUUUCUAUGGUACACAUGUGGCUUCCGCGAUGACCCCAUCCAAAGCGGCAAACUCGGCGUCGUCUCAGCUCUAUCAAUCCCAGCCAUCUUCACCGCCUCAACAUCAUCAUCAGGCGGCGUCGGUCUCUACGCCCCCUUCGCCCUUGCUUAAUAGGGAAUUCUCGGUCGAUCGAUCGAGCGUCUACAGCCGAAUUAGCGACUCAUCUGUUGGAUCGGUCAACUCGCAUUCGACACAUUCGUCUGUGAGUUUGAGAGGGAGGGCGGCUAAUGCGUCGAUAGGAGCUGGAGCGGGAGGGCCGCCGCCGGGCGCUGGAUUUGGGUUGGGGCCUUCUGCGCGCGCUUCUGUGGGCGGCGUUAGCACGUACUCGACGGGUAGCGCGCCGAGUUUGCCGCUGGGUCAGUGGGCUACGAAUGAGGACCAGCUUAUGCGCGACAUAUACGGUUCGCGAUGA
This is a messenger RNA of Peniophora sp. CBMAI 1063, 1107 nucleotides long. The record is from the annotation of a GenBank genome assembly. NCBI's taxonomy places the organism in Eukaryota, Fungi, Basidiomycota, Agaricomycetes, Russulales, Peniophoraceae.